UUCAGUCGGUUAACUGACGUAUUCAAAACAAGCUCAGACUCUCUUUCAAGUUUAUUCGAAUUUUGUGCUAUUAUUCUACGUAUCUUUCGUGAAUGUUUGUUAACUGAUCAAUUCACGCCUGCAUAUUAUUGCAAGUACUGGACAAUCUAUGUUUAUUGAGCUAAAAGUGCCUUUGUUUACAACCGUUAUUGGUGAUUCUUCUCCUGUAGUUGCCAUCAAACGGUCACAAGUCAUCGGGUAAUCAUGUGCGGUUAUACCAACCAGAUAUUUAUUACAAUGCGAAUGUUCUGAACUCGCUUGUCUUAUUUACAGAGUGUUAUUCACUACCAAUCCAACAUAUACACACAGCAAGUCACUAGUCUACAAAAAGUUACUGCCACAUAAUCAUGUGCAGAAUCUUAUUAACUACAAAUCCAACAUAUGCAAACACCAAGUCAGUAGUUGACAAACAAUUUACUGCCAGAAUCUUAUUCACUACCAAGCCAACAUAUACAAACAUCAGCACAACAUGCUGGCACAUCCUGGAAUACCAAUUGAUUACGACUGUGUUGAUUCACAGGAAGCUCUCGUCAACAUAUAUAAUUUGGAAUUGUAUUUGGAGUUCACCACCCCCGAUACAACUACAGGUCAAACGAGAUUUUGGGUUUCUGAAGAAGGCUACAAUCAAAUUUAUGACGCAGAACACGGUGGACAACUAAAUGAAGACGAAAAUCACUUUGAUUUUCAAUGGGCUACGCGCGAAUGGAACUUUAGCAGAAAUACAGUAAUGUGAUGUGUGUAAGGUUAAUGUAAUAAAGUUUGUUCGGCUUUACGUAUUUUUUGUCUUUUUCAUUACACUUGACCUUCUAUGAAC
Daphnia pulex (common water flea) is the source of this 853-nucleotide messenger RNA. RefSeq lists its product as uncharacterized. NCBI's taxonomy places the organism in Eukaryota, Metazoa, Arthropoda, Branchiopoda, Diplostraca, Daphniidae. Bases 387 to 698 code for a protein of 103 amino acids. The record is from RefSeq and is a predicted model, not a curated record. The transcript has 4 exons.